AUGGCCGAGGAUACCUCUACGACGGCUGUCUGGAGUUGGAUUGUCCUCAGUGGCGGUGCUCACAAACACAAGGUCAACGGCAUCCUGGGUCUUUUGUGCAGGGAGCACUUCCCAGGCCUGGUCCACUAUCAAGGAUGGUACGAGCCGGCCUGGACGUGGGAACACUACAUCGCCGCCAACAACGAUCAGUUGGAUCGGAGCGGCAGAGCCUUUGAGAACAAGGCGGAGCGGGUAAAGGGCGAGCUCUGGGAUUUUUACAGGUGUGAUGAGGGAUACGAGGAGCGGGCGGCGAUUGUGGCUCACAAUCGAUGCGUUAAACUCAUGAAGGACAUGCAUUAUGAGGCGCAAGUCCAGUGCGUCAUCAACUAUUGUGCACAUUUCCUAAAGCAGAAGAUCGGGAAGUCUGAGGCGAGGGAUUUGAAGCUGACCCGAGAGGAAUAUUUACAGGUAAGUUUAAAUUUAUUAUAA
Molecule: messenger RNA, 468 nt
Organism: Panicum virgatum (switchgrass)
Lineage: Eukaryota; Viridiplantae; Streptophyta; Magnoliopsida; Poales; Poaceae
Exons: 3
Coding region: 1-468 (155 amino acids)
Biological process (GO): transposition
Source: RefSeq, a predicted model, not a curated record